UCUGUGUGUGUCCAUUUGUAUCUGUGCCUUCAUGCAUUUGUCUACUUGUGUGAUUUAACACACCGCCAGGAUUAGCAGCAAGACUCAGAGACACAAGCAGAGUUUUGGACCGUAACGGUUCCUGAUUCUUUGGCUUGGUCAUGGUCAGCAGCUUUACCCACAAUGCCAGUGUUUUACUCACCUGUCCCAGAGAACCUGCAGUUGGGCCUGAGCUACAUGGGAGGCUCAGUGUUCACCAACAACAGGACAGCAGACAGCGACUUCAGCAGGGAGCAGGAGGACGCCAACGGUGGGUCACUGUUUCAACUCAUUAUCUACAGCUAAAGGACAAUAGUAAGAUUAGAGGUGAAUAGGUGAAUGAUCAACAAAAACUAUUCUGAAGCUCCUGUGAGCAGCUUUAGCUGGCUCAACAACAAACAGAAUUGAAGUAAAACUGUGUUUCUGCUCCAAUACUUCUAUAGUGUUCAGCAAUGUGCAGUUUUUAUGCAGAUGUGUAGCUCUGUCUUGCACCAUCUGUUACUGCCACCCUAUCAGGUACAUGCAUUAUAGUUAAACUUAGCCUGCAGUGGUUAUAAUAGUUGAUGGACAGACCUUCUGCCAACACUUAUUUUCGCAGCCCUCCCUGCUGGUCACUUGUCAUAAAUCAAAUAGUCUUUUCAGUCAAACUAGCUCGCUGUUUAUUCAAAUGCAUAAUUGUAACCAUAAGAGGGGAACAGGCAUUAAAGAGUGGUGCUGCUAGACUACUCCCUGCUAUGUUAGCAUGCUUUGUUUAAGGAAGCAGGGAACGCCAUCUUUGGCAUAAGAGAAUACUCUUCCCUGUAUUUUACUGUGUAUUGACCACGGUGGUGUGUAAGUGUUUGUCACUUUUUAAAGAUGAUAAUUUUUUUUUUUUUUAAAGAAGGUGUCUUCAGCACCAGAUUUUACAGACGGGUUGAGUGGUCUAUUUGAUUAAAGACCAUCUGCUUAGAUUAUUUUACUGAAAGAUGCUUCUGCCAAAAGUGUGAGUGCUUCAUGUCAUCUAUUUCUUGAAAGAGUAAAAAGGAAAAGUAUAAAUGUCCUUGUCUGUAUACAUUACGCAAACCGCCACAUGAACUUCUCAAAACUAAAACUUAUAUAAACUGGUCAAAUACCUGUGUGCGUAUUUUGCUCAACAUAACACAUCUUUAACUUACUUCUCUGGUGUCCAAAUAUCAAAUAUUGACUAUCUUGCUACAUUUCAAUAUCUAAAAUUUUAAAAACUCUGGAGAAUUUUUAGCUGGUUAUACAACUGUUAAAACUGAUGUAUCUAUUUCAGCUCCAAAAGCUGUUGUUGUUCCUCGUGUGUAAAAUUUCUCAUGUAGGGUCAGAUGCCAGUUUUUGUGAUUUACAAUAUCCUACUAAAACAAGACUUGUUGUACAUUAUGCAUAGAAAAAUUUCAAUUGACUCAAACAUUUCUAAAAACAAAGUCAUGUGAAAUUUGAAAAAUUAAUGCACUUACAGGACAAAAUCAGCAAAGACAUAAGACACACUGCUUUGACCACAGUGGGGUGCCAAAACCAACCCAAAUGAAAAAGUUUCUCACAGAUAAUAUAGAAUAAUAAAAAUCAUCACAAAGAAUAUAAGAUGAUGAUACAAGUUUGUUUGUUUUUUUUUUUUUUUUGUCUUGCAGUGGUCAACGAGCUGGUUUCCCAUCUUCCCCUGCAGAUGCUGCUCUACUUCAAUAUGUUUUACUUCCCUUGCUGGUGGUUUGCUGCAAGUUUUAUGUUGGAAGUAAAGGUCAGUCACUUGAAAACACCUCAAAUUAAUCUUUUUUAAGCAUUUCAAUUCAAUCAACUCACUGGUAAAGUCUUAAAGGGAUAUUACGGUGUAAAUUUAAGUUAUGGCCUAACACACCACGACACAGAGUUAGACACCCCCUCAAGAGAUGAAUCUUGCUGACUGCUUGCUUCUCUAGUUAUACCAACAGCCGCUUGUUUGUGGGGGAGCCCUGAUGAGUCGAUCACCGAGUGAGACGUAGACCGCUGUGUAUUGCUAUCGUGCGGUCGUUGCUGAAGUUGGUAUAACUGGAGAAGCAAGCAGUCGGCAACAUUCAUCUCUCGAGGGAGUGUCUAACUCGGUGGUACUGUGUGUUUGACCAUAACUUAAAUUUACGCUGGAAUAUUUAAGACUUUACCAGUGAGUUGAUUGAAGUUUUAAGUUUUGACAAACUUGAUCCUGUAUGUGUUUGUUCUCACUUUCCUUCUCCAAGUCAACAGCAAUUUUUGAAAUGAGAUACUGAUUAAUUUCAGGACAUUUUCAUCCUCACUUUUUAGCUGCAUGCAGUCACAGGAAAUGAUUCAGUCCAUGAAAAGGCUCUGCAGGAAAACCAUACUUGUGCAAACAGAAUAUACUGUAAUAGCUUUAAUGAGGACAUCUAACAUGUUCAGAAGUGACAGAUGCUUUUUUCUACCUCCCUGACUCACUGACAUCCAGCUCUCCUUCACUCCCAGUUCUAUUAUCUCCCCGGGUACUACCAGGCCCUCCUCAUCACUGGGAUGAUCCUCCUCACAGUCAUCGAGGUGGUCCGGCUUUAUCUGGGCUACAUCGGAAACCUCAAAGAAAAGGUAAUUCAGAGCUGCAUCCUGUCUGGGACACAGUGCACAGCUCUUUUGUGGACUUCUGAAUAGCACAGGGGGAGGGAAUGGCUGCAUUAGUAUUCUCCUUUAUGUCUGAGAGUGUGAAGGUGCAUCUGUGUGGGGAACAACUCCACUGAUAUUGGCAUAUUUGGAGUUAGGACAGGAAGCUGAAAUGCUGCAAUAAUCUUGUACUGCUUUGCUUCAAAUUAUAAGUCAUUAAUGUAGAAAAUGUAGCAAGAUAGUCAAUUUCAUGUUUCAACUAAAAAGCCAAUUAGCCUUGAAAAACUGUCUGAACAACAAUCAAUACUUUAUGUGGACCAGCAUUUUUAAUAACCUUUAUCUACCAUCAGACAGCAGCUAAUGUGAGGCUUGUAAGAGUAAAUGUUCAGUGAAUUAGCAUCCCUGAGGAGGAGUAUGAUGAGUUUGAAUUCACAGUAAAUCUUCAGUUUUUGACCAUGCUUCAGAGGGGUGCUACAGCCAGUUCACUGGUUACUACCUAUUUCAUGUUGGAUGGCAGCCAGAAUCAAAAACCAUUACCACCCUCAAUGAAUUAAAUCACUACAGGGUAUUUAACUUUCAGGAUAAUAAUAACAUUUUAUUAUAGAAUAGUUAUCAUCAUUAACAGCCCUUAUGCUAACAUAACAUUUAGAGAGUGUUAAAGGCAUCAAAACCCUUCCUGUUGUUAGAAAUAAAAACAACAGAUAUCUCUAUCUCUACAUGCAUAUUAGCAUUAAAUUGUGCCAAGUAAUUUACCAGCUGGUGUCUGAUCAUUAUAAUUUGCUAACUUCCCUUUUUUAGUACAACUUUCGACAUAAACAGAAAAACACAACUUUGAUAAAACAGUUUUUUAGCUCCCCACCUUGAGCGCGGCAGCUGUGCAAAUUUAAUAAUGACCUGCCUGCUCUAUCUUUGACUCAUAAUUUGACCUAACCAUCUCUCCGCCUCCUCUCCUUCCCUGUUAUCAGGUACCGGAGCUGGCGGCCUUCUGGCUCCUGUCUUUCAUGUUCCAGCUGCCGGUGCUGCUCUUCUUCCUGACCGAUGAAGGAAUUAUCAUCCUGCCUCUGGAGAGAGCUGUCCACUCCCUCUACCUCGUCUUCCUGCUGGCAGAGAUCCUGGCCUCCUUCCUGGCCCUCAGGACCAUGACUCGAAAGCUGACCCUUCUCUUCUACCUGCGGCAGUUUGGCAAAGUGGAGAGCUUCCAGCACGCCAGGAUGAGCCCCGUGUACGGACUUUCAUACCACCGCAGUGUGUUGCCUGUGUCACCGGCACAUGAUCUGUACAAUUAA
Molecule: messenger RNA, 3881 nt
Organism: Xyrichtys novacula (pearly razorfish)
Lineage: Eukaryota; Metazoa; Chordata; Actinopteri; Labriformes; Labridae
Source: the annotation of a GenBank genome assembly